AUGGCGAAAUCAAACAUGAAGCGACCAGCGGCUCUGAAGAAGAGCACGGCGAAGCCGGCGGCGAAGUCGGCGGCGAUGAAGAAGUCCCCGUCGACGGAUGAUGAGCCUCGCAAAUCACGAGUGGGGUUCAAGAAUGCGGGCACGUUGGCGGAGUCUUUGAGUCCUUUCGUUGAGAAGAGAUUCUUCACGAAUUACACCACUGAUCGUGCGAUCAAAUCUAUGGACAAGAAGAAACUUUGUUCUUCGUUGUUUCAGGGCAUCCUCAACAGCUGCAGACAGCUGAGCCCCACGUGGAACUUUCCGGAUACUGUUAUCAAGAAGGCAUUGCUAGCGAUAUUGAAGAGGGAGGACUGGAGCUACGAAGAUUUUGACAAGCAGCACUUGGCCGAGCAGAUUAAAGAGUGCGAUCGGGAUGCAUGGUCAACAACCAAUUCCUUGAGGGUCAAGGGAAAGCAGCCAGACAGGGCAGCGAAAGUGGAGGGCAAGCCUGCUGAACAGCAUGAUCUUAUGGAGGAAGAGGCUGCCGCCUUCGUCCGCAGCGAUUGGUUCCUCAAUACCUUGGAGGGCAUGAUGGGAGGAGAUCUGGGCUACCUUUCUCCGACUCCCGGUCCUCCUCGGCGACGAGCAGCCGAGACAGCGAAGCAGGAGGAAGCCUCGCCGAAGACUCCGAAGCAGACCCUCCUUAAGUUGAAACCAAUGGACCCCGACGAAGGCGACGACAAGGACGACCAGGCCGACAAGCCCAAGCCCAAGAGAGCCAAGAAAUCCAGCGACGCCCAGAAGAAGGAGAACGCCGACGCCGAGAAAAAGAAGAAGGAGAAGAACCCCAACGACACCGACGCCGAGAAGAAGGAGAAGAAGCCCGACGAUGCCGACGCCGAGAAGAAGGAGAAGAAGCCCGACGAUGCCGUCGCCGAGAAGAAGGAGAAGAAGCCCGACGAUGCCGAGAAGAAGAAGGAGAAGAAGCCCGACGACGCCGACGCCGAGAAGAAGGAGAAGAAGCACCACGACGCCGACGAGAAGAAGGAGAAGAAGCCCGACGAUUGCCACAAGAAGAAGGAGAAGAAGCCCGACGACGCCGACGCCGAGCAUGACGAGAAGAUGCCCGACGAUGCCGACAAGUCCAAGGAGGCUGCUGGCGAUAUCAAAUGGAAUCCGGAGCUGGGGAAGGCCUGCUGGCAAAAAAAAGAAGGGGUUAUCAUUUCAUCCGUUCCUUUCGUCGACAAGGAUGAUGAGGUUAAGGUCUCGUUCGGUGGCUUGUUAUGGAGUGUUCCUCAUCUCGUACCCAGUGAUCUCGAUUCCUCUAUGCCACCAAAGAAUCCCAUGCAAACCCAAACCAAAGUGAAGGCCGUGCCGAAAGCCAAACAACUGAAACCCGUGGACGAUUAUAUCUACCCGAUCAUCCGCUGCAAGUACUGCACACAAGGCUCCAAGAACCCCUUGAUCAAGAUCGAGGUACGAGAAGAUCGCCACAAUCUGCGGUCCAAGUGGGUGCAGAAGCUGCAGCUGGUUGUGAAGGACAACCUCAGUGUCCAAAAGGCAAUGCACAUUGCCAAGAGCUUCGCCGAUUCCUACGUGUACAUGAACCUCAAUCCCGAGCACGGCAUGAUGAGUGCUAUGGAUAGUCGGGAGACCCUGACCGCCGAGACCCUUGUUGAUGCCCCCCAAGAGGCUGAAGCGCCCGCCGCAGCUCCAUCGCCGAUAGCGACCGCCAGUGCAGCUCCAUCGCCGAUGACCUCCGAGUCCGAAGCCCGAGCAAUCACGAACUAUGCUUCACACUACAGGAGAGAUCCGAAAGAUGUUAGCAUCGAGAUGGUUCGGGCUUCCGCCGAAGGGGCUACGCACUGGGCGACUGUAGGUCUGGACUUGACCGCUCGCUCUCCCUUGGGCCAAAGUAUGAACCGUGCCCUAAAGCACAAGCCGGACGUGAAAGCCAUGUACGGCCUCAUGCUAGACCAGUUUAAGGGGGAGUUCAGAAGAGCCUGGGCUGUUCAAAAGGACUUCGAGUUCGUUCGUACGGUGAAAACCACGGAGAACAGCUUCAGGAAGAAGCGGGAGGAUUUGGGAACCUACAAGACCGAGCUUCAAAUCACCCAGCUGCUUGGGGGCACCGAUCAACCAGCCGCCGUUGAGCAAACCCAGAACUAUAUCAAGAUGUGCACCAGAGAAGACCUCAAGGAGUACUGUGUGUGCUUCAACUCGUGGCUGAAAGUUGACACCUACUUGUGGGUGGAGCACCUGAUCAGCACCAGCAACCACCAGGAGUGGCGAUCCACGGUCUCCGUGGAGUGCACGGAAACGAUCCCAGGGUCGUGGGCCGAGAAGGUCGAGAUCUCCAAGGCUAUCCGCUGCUUUGCCGUGGAAAACAACGCCAGACUGGUGGACGUCAAAGAGGAUGAUGUCAGGAACUCCGAGCUCGGAGUGGCCGGGUAUGCCGCUCUGUUUGACAAAACACCGGCGGCAGCGCCGAAAGCGGGAGGGGACGGUAGCAAUGCCAGAGGAGGCAAGGGUAAGAGGACCACGCCGGUGGAGGAUGCCGGUGCUGGUUUGGCGGACGGGGAGCCUGCAGCAGGGACGAAUGGUGGGGAGGAGCCCAAGGCCAAGAAGGCACGCAACGGAGCCAACGUUCUUUCCUCGAAGAAGGAAAAGGAAGUGAAAGAGCUCCUGGCACAGGAGCAAAGCUCGGACAAUACCAUGUCCGUGCUGACGGUGCAAAUGGGCAAGGGCGACGCCUCUUCAUGGGCUUGGGCAAGUGGGUUCGUGAAGAACUACAAGGAUUGCCGGAUGCAGGUGCUCCAGCUCUACGCCGAUAAUCCCUUCUUCCAAUCCAUGAAAGUGGCCGUGCUUUCCUCUAAGGAGCUGCAGAAAGUCAAGAAGGAUUACAAGGAUCUAUAUGUCCCGAAGUUGUGCGAUUUCGUGAGCAUGCUAGGCCCUAAAAUCCUUGCUAUGGCAGAGGCUAGUGCCCAAAUCCAGUUGAUGGCUGAAGCCAAGCAGAAUGCUUCCGAGUCAGCCAAAGCUACCCCUGGACCCAAAUCUAAGGCUAAGUCCAACAAGGGCCCCAAACGAGCGGCCUCGCAGGCAAGCCUUGCUUCCGCUUAG
Symbiodinium sp. CCMP2592 is the source of this 3099-nucleotide messenger RNA. NCBI's taxonomy places the organism in Eukaryota, Dinophyceae, Suessiales, Symbiodiniaceae. The record is from the annotation of a GenBank genome assembly.